Bombus impatiens (common eastern bumble bee) is the source of this 2005-nucleotide messenger RNA. RefSeq lists its product as uncharacterized. The transcript is spliced from 7 exons. The record is from RefSeq and is a predicted model, not a curated record. NCBI's taxonomy places the organism in Eukaryota, Metazoa, Arthropoda, Insecta, Hymenoptera, Apidae. Bases 361 to 1479 code for a protein of 372 amino acids.
AUAUUUUGCUUGUUAGUGAUUGAUGCGCGAUUUGGGAGAAGGCACUUUUAAACUGCAACCGAGAAUCGUCAGUGAACGGUACCUCAUGAUUCUGUCUUCCUCUAACUUAAGGCAAUCAAAAACUACAUUCAGCAUCGAUGAUUCUGACGAAAGGCAUCGGUAUAGAACGGUGGUAGUGGUAACACAUUUAUUUGCGGCAUAUUUUUGAGGUUAGGUGAAGGCUGGUCGCACAGUAAUUUGAUAACCAUAUCGCUAACUGAAGUCUUUUUAUGAAGUGUCAUAACGCAUAACGUUCUUCUUACUUUGACAAAAGUGGACGAAACUUAACAAAGGAAUAACGGAUUUAAAUGACAAAUAAUUAUGGCAACGUCUGAUUCUAAUAAAAAGCCAAGAGUAAUAAUUUUAGGAGGAUGCGGUUUCAUAGGACGUAAUCUCGUGGAAUAUCUACUGGAUAACGAUCUUGUGUCCUUUAUACGUGUAGUGGAUAAAGUGCCGCCGCAAACUGCUUGGCUGAAUACUAAACAUCAGCAAUUAUUCGAGCAUCCUUUGCUCGAAUUUAAGAGCGCAAAUUUAAUCAACACUGUAUCUUGUCAAAAUGCAUUUUUAUCUGACAAUCCGAUUAAUUUUGUAAUCAAUUGUGCUGGAGAAACAAAGAGCAGUCAAACAGAUCCUGUAUAUAAAGAAGGAAUUUAUAAGUUGAGUAUGAAUUGUGCUCAACAAGCUGCAAAAUUACAAGUUGAUCGUUAUGUAGAAAUAUCUUCUGGUAAUUUUAGUACCUCUGACAAAAAUUCUCUCAAAGAAGAAGAUGCUGGAGAACCAUGGACAUUUGUUGCAAAGUAUAAGUUACAAGUAGAGAAUGAUUUAAAAAUCAUACCAAAUUUAAACUUUACAAUCCUUAGACCAGCCAUAGUAUAUGGCUGUGGUGAUAGAAAUGGAUUAGCACCACGUUUAGUGGUAGGAGCUGUUUAUAAACAUUUGGGAGAAAUGAUGAAAUUACUUUGGGGACCAGAUCUUCACAUGAACACAGUUCAUGUGAGGGAUGUAGCCAGGGCUAUUUGGCACGUAGUAAAUAGGCCAGAAACUGUAGGUCAAACAUAUAACGUUGUUGAUGAAGGUGACUCAACUCAAGGAUCAAUCAGUGCUAUAGUUUCAGAAUUAUUUAAUAUCAAUCAUGAUUAUUGGGGUACUGCACUUUCUACACUAGCCAAAACAGAUAUGAGUUCUGUUGUUGAAGAAGUCAAUGACAAACAUAUGGGACCCUGGGCAGAAGCUUGCAAUAAAGAUGGAGUGGAAAAUAGUCCUCUGUCUCCAUACAUAGAUCAAGAACUUCUUUAUAAUAAGCAUUUGUAUUUACAGGCAGGAAAAUUAUCGAGUAUUGGGUUUACAUAUCUUUAUCCAAAACUCACAAAAGAUGCUUUGAAAGAGGUUCUUGAUGAUUAUGUAAACAUGAAGAUAUUUCCACAUUCCUUGAUUCUAUGAAUUUUAACAAUAUAGACUGCCAAGAUCAAAUAUUGAAAAAGCUUACAAUAAUUUGUAUGAAAUAACAUUUGGAGCGUUUCACCUUGUGCCUAGUAAUCUAUGCAAGUUACAUACUCUAUUGUAUGUUACACACCUUACUCGUAUUUUAUCUUCUAACAAAUAUUGUUAGUCAAGUUUAUAAAAAAGUACAGAUGGAAUAUGAAGAUUUCAUGUAUAAGCCUAUUGCAAAUGUGAUAAAGUAGCAAUUAAUGUACUUAAUUUUACUAUAGUUUGAGUAUAAAAUUUUUGCACCUUAGGGUUGCUAGUCAGUUUCGACAUUAUAGGAAGAACUAAGUUGAAAAAUAUUGAAGAAUAAAACUAGACUAUUUACAUGCCUAAACACGAUAUAUUAUAACAUGUAAUGUUAUUUGGAUAAAUAUUUUAGAGAAUUAUGUACAUCGCCAAAAUGCUUUUUAUACUGAAUUUUUCAAGACUGGGAGUAUAAAUAAAAACUGUUAAACACUUAACGAGAUCUAUAGAAGUAGAA